AUGGAUUUCACAGAUGUGCUACUACAAGUCGGCUUAUUCACCGCAGCUGUAAUAUUUUACUUGAUAUUUAUAAAAAAAUCACCUAAACGGAGAGGGUUUUAUCGAGAUCCGGGAUGGAAUUACACAUUAAAGCUAAUAUUGGCACGAUACGCUGUAAAACGAUGGAAGUCACAGCUAAUUCCCCAACAGUUGCACGAAACUCCAAGACUUGAGUCAUCUGAAUGGGAUAGUAUUGCGUUUCGAGCGACAAGUCCAGACGGCUCAGCACUUCUGCUGGGCAUUAAAAAGAUAAGCGUUGAUACAAAAUCUAUUGCGGAAGUUACUGUGUUUCUUAAGCUACCAGAUGGAAGAAGUUAUAAGUUAGUGCAGCACCCAGAGACGGCAGUCAGUGAAUGGAUUGAUAUCGAAGGAGGAUGGAGUGCUGGCGGUCUUAAAAUACAAGUUUUAGAAGAGCAACAAAGAUUGAGAAUUGUAUUCAAUGGACUCCUUACUGGAACUGAAGAUAAAAAAACACAGCAUGCUAAGUUUAAUUUACUUUGGGCAUCUGCAACGAGUGUAGUAAGAUACCCCGAAGAUUGGAGCGAGCAUUUAGCCGCGGAAACUCUUUCCUUGGAACCCUGGCGAGAUGGAGAUUGGCCUUCUUUACUACACUCAUGUGAUAAAGGAUCCGGAAGUUGGAUGCAAUGGGGCGCAAUUCAAGGGCGAUUUCAAACUUUUGAUCCAAAUGGGGUUACUGAAGUGAGCGAGUAUUUGCGUGUAAGAGGCGUAAGAGAACGAAGUUAUGGGUUGAGUUCUAACAACAUAAGACGAUCAUUCACAUUAACUGCGGCAACUAAAGAUGGGACUGCCGUUCAAAUUCGAGGGUUAUCGUAUCAUAAAAACUUUACCCAGUGUAUUUCAGGCAGUAUCAGAUUGCCGAAUUUUAUGGUCAAAAGUAUUACUUCUACAGAUAUUAUUAUGUCUGAUUUUUGUGAAAAUAAGAACGGCCUACCAAAUACUUAUACUAUAAAUGUGAGCGCGCAUGAUCGAACUCUUAAAGUAAUUAUUCGACUAAAUAAAGAUGGAGGUAAAUUUUAUUCUGGAGUGCAUAGAGAGGAACAACUGUACCACACGUUCAAUGUCACCAUCGACAGUGAACAUGGCACGGGUAUUCUUGAACUAGGCUACGAAAAUUUAGAGGAUAAACUAGAAUCACCUAUCCCUCUUAUCCCUAAACCAACGCUAAAGUGGUUGAAUAAGAAAGAAGUGGGUGAUGUUAGCUAUUGUGUGCCAUUCGAAGCGGCCGCCGCAGCGUGUACUGAAUAUGUUGGCGGAAAAGGCGCUUCAUUGGCCUUACUGGCGUCUGUACAGAAGGAACAGGGAUAUCGUGUCCCUCCUGGAUUUUGUAUAACUACCAAAGCUUUGAAUAAGCAAAUUGAAGUUAAUUAUAAUCUAAAGAAGGCUAUUUCUGAAAUUGAAGCUGCCAAUGAAAAUUAUGUCGAAGCCAAGUUCAAGGAAAAAUGCAAAAAUGCAGUUGAUUUGUUCCUUGCCACUGAAAUUGAUAAAAGCGUGAAAGAUGCUAUACUGAGUCAACUUGAUGAUCUUAGAAAGACUGCAAGUGCACAGAAUUAUAGUUCAGAAAUACGAUUCGCAGUUAGAUCUUCAGCGGUGGGCGAGGAUAGUGAGGUUCUAUCGGCGGCGGGACAGAACGACACGGUGCUGGGGUGCGCGGGCGACGAGGCGGUGCUGCGCGCCGUACGCGCCUGCUGGGCCUCCAUGUUCGCGUUCACUAGCGUCUAUUAUCGGAGACAAAAUGGACAGUCGUGUCUUUGCGAGGGCGGCGUGGUGGUACAAGUAAUGGCGGCGGCGCGCGUUGCGGGCGUCAUGUUCACCGCGCACCCGCACCAGGGAGACCCCACUCGGAUCCUCAUAACUGCUAACUAUGGCUUGGGAGAGAGCGUCGUUUCGGGUUCUGUAGAACCGGACACAAUCGUUGUAAGACGAAAUUCUGAUGGGACAUUAUCGAUUGCACAAAUUGAUCUUGGAUCUAAGACCCAUAAGAUUAUAACAAGUAAAGAUGGUGUUACUUCAGAAAAUGUUGCAGAUAUUGAAAGAAAUAAGCCUUGUUUGUCAGAAUCGGAAAUAUUUAAGUUGGCUCGAUUGGGCGUAUCCCAAGAAAGACUUUGGGGUGCCGGUAGAGACAUUGAAUGGGCUAUAAACGAUGACGACGUAUUUUUGCUACAAGCGAGACCGAUAACUUCUCUCGAUCAAUGGACGGAAGAAGAGUUGCUGCACGAAUUGGACACACCGAUCAUGUCUGACGAUGAACUAAUUACGUUCGCGAAUACUGGAGAGGUUCUUCCGAAACCAAUAACACCUUUAACACAUGAUCUCGUCAUUGCCUACUUGGAGAAAGGCAUAUCAGCGAUGAUGAGAACGAAUGGUGACGGAUACGAUAAAAACAUGGUCAUAACCCAUAACAGAUGUGCAUUAGCACUUUACAAUUCGGUAUAUCGGAGAACUCCCAAAGACAUUGACGUCAAUAUCCGUAUGUUAGAAAUAUCCAUACACGGUCACAAAGUAGCGGACGACGCCAUCAUGAGCACGGCUUUACACAGAAGACAGCCUCGACGAACUGACAAAAUCAUUGUUUUAUUCGACAUGAUAAUGGCGUUAAUACAAUCAAAAUCGCGCAUGAACAACACAAUCAAGGAGAUCAAUGUGAUGAACCUAAACGUGGACACAAAAAACCCGUCAGAACUUCUGAGCAAGCUGAUGUCUGUGAAGGGCGACAUGUUCAAAUUCAUGAAGAGCCACGCCAAUACUAGCACCGUGAGCACCUUCACUCAGUUCAUCGCUAUGACUGUCCUGUUGGAGGGAAGAUCAGAUUUCACACCAGACGAAUGCAAUGAAAUUAGUACAUUAUUGAGUUCUGGCGAUGUUUUGUCGGCUGAAGUUCCAAAUAUACUAGCUAAACUUGUUAGAAAUUUGGAAAAUUCUGGAAAACUCGCAGAGUUCCGUGAACAAGAUCCAAACUUAGCUAUGAUGUGGCUGAAAAAUAAUGUACCACGUAUCUAUAACGACGUUUGUACGUUUUUGGACCAGCACGGCCAUAGAGCUAUAAUGGAACUAGAUCUUUCGGCAAAACCCUGGAUAUUGGCACAAGAAGAAUUUAUGAAAUUGCUUAUGAAUGUGCCUGCUUCAAAAGGAGAUGUUCAACAGAAAUCUAACGACGAGGUUAUUGCUUCUUUAAAAACUCCCAAAAAAGCGAAUACGAGGAAAGCAUUACGUUGGAUUGUCCCGUUUUGUCACCGCGCAGUUCGUCACAGAGAAGUUACCAAAUCUCAUCUUAUACUGGCCGUGCACAAGCUGCGGCUGGCGGCGCUGCGCCUCGGUGACCUUCUCGUACAGCGAUGGUUUCUACCAAACCGCGAGCUAGUAUUCUACUUCAGAGCAAACGAAAUUAAACAGUACAUUGAGACAAGAGACCCAGCUUUGCUGAAAAAGGCAAUGCAACGUCACCAAUUCUAUCCUACUUGGGCCAAAUUACAGUUCGCAGAAAUGAAUAAAGGCUGGGUUGAGCCUCUUAGAGUGGAAGGUCCAAAGAUAACAAGCGGCGAAGUCAAACUAAAGGCUACUUCAGUGUGCGGAGGCGAAGUUAUCGCGAGAGUCUGCGUCGUAAAAGAUCUGUCUGAGAUCGAUCAGUUGCAGCAGGGAGACGUUUUGGUAACACAUUCCACAGACAUCGGCUGGUCUCCUUACUUCCCUCUACUCGCUGGUAUUGUUACAGAACUUGGAGGACUAAUUUCACAUGGAGCAGUAAUAGCUCGAGAGUACGGCUUGCCGUGCAUAGUGGGCGCGAUGCACGCCACUGAAAUGUUCUCUACGGGAGAGACGGUGCGCCUUUCCGGAACUGAAGGGUUCAUAGAGAAAGUCAGCAUUGCAGAAGUAAAGGAUGAAUCACAA
Messenger RNA from Brenthis ino (lesser marbled fritillary), 3945 nucleotides. NCBI's taxonomy places the organism in Eukaryota, Metazoa, Arthropoda, Insecta, Lepidoptera, Nymphalidae. The record is from the annotation of a GenBank genome assembly.